Molecule: messenger RNA, 3249 nt
Organism: Carcharodon carcharias (great white shark)
Lineage: Eukaryota; Metazoa; Chordata; Chondrichthyes; Lamniformes; Lamnidae
Gene: gucy2f
Product: guanylate cyclase 2F, retinal
Exons: 17
Coding region: 1-3249 (1082 amino acids)
Biological process (GO): intracellular signal transduction; protein phosphorylation; cGMP biosynthetic process
Molecular function (GO): peptide receptor activity; ATP binding; guanylate cyclase activity
Source: RefSeq, a predicted model, not a curated record
AUGCUGAGCAUCUGUUGGACAUUAAGAGGCUAUCUGUUGGAGUUCACUAAUCACCCUCGAUGUUUCCACCCACCAAAGCAAAGGUUUUUUAUGAAGUUAAAAUUUUUCCCAUCAUUAUGGUGGCUGCUUCUGGGGACAUUAAUCUUUCCAAAUCAUACGCGCACUUUAGCUUUCAAGAUCGGAGUCGUUGGACCAUGGAACUGUGACCCCAAUUUUUCCAAAGCUCUUCCCAGUAUGGCUGCCAAGUUGGCAGUUGAUAGAAUCAACCAGGGUGGUUCCUUAUACAACAGACACAAGCUUGAAUAUGUAGUGCUUCAAGAUGAUUGUCAGACUUCAAAGGCACUCAGUGAUUUUGUGGAGUUUGAGAAACGUGCAUCUGUAUUUUUGGGUCCAGUGAACCCAGGCUAUUGUGAGGCAGCUUCACUGAUGGGCAAGAACUGGAAUAAGGGAAUAUUUUCAUGGGCUUGUGUUAACUUUCAGCUUGAUAAUGCCAACAGCCACCCUACAUUUGUGAGGACCUUGCUACCACCUGUCAGAGUUUUGUAUUGUGUGAUGAAACAUUUUCUCUGGGCUCAUAUUGGUAUAAUAUCUUCAAAUGAAAAUAUCUGGGUAGACACGGCCAACAAAGUAGCCAAUGCUCUCAGAUACAAUGGACUUCCAAUUGGCAUUGUCACCUCGAUGGGAUUCACAGAUGAGGAUAUUGUGAAAACCUUAACGAAGAUUAGAAAUGUUCCUGACCUUCGAAUUAUAAUCAUGUGCAUGCACUCGGUUCUCAUUGGAGGUGAGGAGCAGGCAGUUCUCCUGCAGAAAGCCCAUGAGAUGGGGUUGACGAAUGGCAGGUUUGUUUUUGUACCGUACGACACCUUACUCUACAGUCUUCCUCACAAGAAUGCGUCUUACUCUGUGCUGAUGAACAACAGCAAGCUGCGAGCGGCGUACGACGCUGUUUUGACAAUAACAAUAGCGUCAGAAGAGAUUAACUUCUACGAGGCAUUCAUAAAGGCACAAGAAAACGGGGAAAUAGCGACAUCCCAGCAGCCAGAGCAGGUUUCACCUCUCUUUGGAACAAUUUACAACGGCAUUUACUUCAUUGCCAAGGCCAUGGAGAAUGUUCAGAGAGAUGGGCUCCACAUAUCAGGGAUGACUCUUGCCAAAUACACCAAGAACUUGACAUUCGCUGGUUUUAAUCAGAAGAUCGGGACCAACAGCCGAGGUGAAGGGAUAGCGAACUACAUCAUCUUGGACACCGAUGGGAGAAGUCACCACCUAUCACCCACCUACACUCUCAAUAUGGCAACCGAAAUGGUGGAGGACAGGGGCAUCACCAUUCACUUCCCUGGGGGGUCAUCUCCAGGUGCUGACUCCAGCUGUUGGUUUGAUCCAGAUACUAUUUGCACAGGAGGUAUUGAGUUAACAGUCGUCAUAUUGGCUUUUGGGUUCAUCAUUGCUCUUGUGCUGGGUGGACUAAGUCUCUCGUACAUCAUCAGGCACCGAGUUCAGCAGAUACAGAUGAUGAAAGGGACAAAUAAGAUCAUAAUGACCCUCGAGGACCUCACUUUCUUCAACCCACAGCUCAGCAAAAAGAAAGUAUAUCUGGAUGAUUCGAGUGAUGGAAGAAGCUUAUCUGAGAGGAAAAGUCUUAAAUCCGGGGCGCAUUCGCUAUCUGGCAAAAGUUUGACAGCAUUAACCUAUGAGAACUCAAACGUAGCGCUAUAUCAGGGAGAUUGGGUCUGGCUAAAGAAAUUUCACUCUGGAAGUCUCAGUGAUAUACAGAAAGCUACAACCAAAGUACUCAGAAAGAUGAGAGACUUGCGCAAUGAGAACGUGAACCCGUUUCUGGGUUUCCUCUGUGACAGCGGAGCAUUAGCCAUCGCGACUGAGCACUGCUCCCGAGGAAGUCUUCAUGAUCUCCUCAGGAACGAUGAUCUGAAGCUCGACUGGAUGUUCAAAUCCUCCCUCCUAAUGGAUUUAAUCAAGGGAAUGAAGUAUCUUCACCACCGAGACUUUGCCCAUGGGCGCCUGAAAUCCCGGAACUGCUUGGUGGAUGGGCGGUUUGUGCUGAAGAUUGCUGACUACGGGUACCUAGAUUUAUUGGAGACGCAAAAAGCUCCAUGGAAGAAGCCACCACCAGAAGAGUUAUUUUGGACAGCUCCUGAGUUCCUGAGAAAUCCCGAGUUGGCCGUGAGGGCAUCUAUGAAAGGAGACAGUUAUAGUUUUGCCAUCAUUUUGCAGGAAGUGGUGGUUCGAGGGUCUCCUUACUGCAUGUUAGGCCUCAGCCCUGAAGAGAUUAUUAAGAAGGUGAAGAAGCCACCCCCUAUGUGUCGACCCACGGUCUCUCCAGACCAAGCCCCAAUGGAGUGUAUUCAAUUGAUGAAACAGUGCUGGAGUGAUCAACCUGAGAGGAGACCUACCUUUAAUGAGAUCUUUGACCGAUUUAAAACCAUAAACAAGGGGAAGAAGACAAACAUCAUUGACUCAAUGCUCCGCAUGCUUGAACAGUACUCCAGCAAUCUCGAGGAUUUAAUCCAUGAGCGUACCGAAGAACUAGAAGUAGAGAAACAGAAAACUGAGAAACUUCUAUCACAGAUGUUGCCUCCGUCUGUUGCUGAAGCCUUGAAAAUGGGCGGGAAUGUGGAACCUGAAUAUUUUGAUCAGGUGACGAUCUACUUUAGUGACAUUAUUGGCUUCACAACCAUAUCAGCAUUGAGUGAGCCUAUACAGGUCAUUGACCUCUUGAAUGACCUCUACACUUUGUUUGAUGCUGUUUUAGGCAAUCAUGAUGUUUACAAGGUUGAAACCAUUGGCGAUGCCUACAUGGUGGCAUCAGGGCUCCCAAAGAGAAAUGGCAAUAAGCACGCUGCUGAGAUAGCCAACAUGUCCCUGGAUAUCCUCAGCUCAGUGGGUACCUUCAAAAUGAGACACAUGCCUGAUGUCCCCAUCAAGAUAAGAAUAGGGAUGCAUUCAGGGCCAUGUGUGGCUGGAGUUGUGGGACUCACCAUGCCCAGAUACUGCCUCUUUGGAGAUACAAUUAACACAGCUUCACGCAUGGAAUCUACAGCCCUGCCUUAUCGAAUUCAUGUCAAUCAGAGCACAGUAAAAAUCCUCCACAGUUUGAAUGACGGCUAUCGAAUACAGGUCAGAGGGAAAACCGAGUUGAAGGGUAAAGGCAUACAAGAAACCUAUUGGCUUGUAGGAAAAGAUAACUUUACUGCACCUUUACCUGAACCUCCAGCAAUCAAACCAGGGUAA